AUGCCAGAAGCUCAAAAUUUAUCUUUACUAGAAGAAGUACAUUUGGAGGAGUACUGUUUUCCUGAUUCAAAUUUUUCUUGUUUGAAAGCGUCUUACCAUGUGACAGCUAAAACCACGUUAUAUUUUAUACUAGUGUUUGCAAUGACCAUAACAGUUCUAGGGAACUCUGUAGUGAUCAUCUCCAUAGCUCAUUUUAAACAACUUCACACACCAACAAACAUUUUGGUGAUGUCUCUAGCUAUGGUGGAUCUGCUUCUGGGAAUCACAGUCAUGCCAUUCAGCAUGAUAAGGUCUGUGGAUGGCUGCUGGUACUAUAGUGAAGAAUUGUGCUUUUUACACUCUAGUUUUGACAUGUGUCUUACUGGUGCAUCAAUUUUUCACCUGAUUUCUAUUGCAAUUGAUCGAUAUCAAGCUGUGUGCUAUCCACUUCAGUACCCUACGAGAGUGACUAUACCUGUUGCAUGGUUUAUGGCAGUUUUGAGUUGGACUGCAUCUGUUGUUUAUUCUUAUACACUUCUGUGUUCAAAAGCAAAUUUGGAAAAAUUAGAUGAAUAUAUUGUGUCAAUAAGUUGCCUGGGAUAUUGUGGCCUUUUGUUCAAUGCACUAUGGGCAGCACUGGAUGCAUGUAUAUGUUUCUUUUUACCAUGCUGUGUUAUGUUUUGUCUGUACACACAAAUAUUUUUUAUUUCCAAGAAACAUGCAAGAAAAAUUGACAGUGUGAAGCAGGGCAGAAAUGAUACGAACUUAAUCAAGUUUUCACAAAGAGUGAAACAUGAAAACAAGGCAGCAAAAACUCUUGGUAUUGUUGUAGGCGCCUUCAUUUGUUGCUGGAUGCCAUAUUUCCUCAGUUCUCUACUUGAUCCUUUUAUUAAUUUUGCCACCCCUUUAGUUCUUUAUGAUGUCUUUGUCUGGUUGGGUUAUAUUAAUUCCACUUUAAACCCUAUCAUAUAUGGGCUUUUUUAUCCAUGGUUCAGGAAAACAUUAUAUCUUAUUGUCACACUAAAGAUAUUUGGUUCUAAUUCUUCUCAUAUGAAACUGUAUGCAUAA
Molecule: messenger RNA, 1047 nt
Organism: Tachysurus fulvidraco (yellow catfish)
Lineage: Eukaryota; Metazoa; Chordata; Actinopteri; Siluriformes; Bagridae
Product: trace amine-associated receptor 13c-like
Exons: 1
Coding region: 1-1047 (348 amino acids)
Biological process (GO): G protein-coupled receptor signaling pathway
Cellular component (GO): membrane
Molecular function (GO): trace-amine receptor activity
Source: RefSeq, a predicted model, not a curated record